UUGACACCGAUCACCAUGGCAACCGCACAACCGUGCACAUUUCUAGUCAGGCGCUGUUUCAGUCACGACUCGUGCGACGAUGGUGUUGAUUUCCCAGCAUGCCCUAAGGACCCCCCUUUUUCCUCCAUCUUGGAUAUCAGUACAGGCUUGGCUGUGACUGAAUACUCAAGCUUCACAAUGCCAGGAAGACUGUGGUGCAAGGCGAUCUUCACAGGGUACAAGCGAGGCCUCCGGAACCAGCGCGAGCACACGGCGCUGCUGAAGAUCGAGGGUGUGUACACGCGUGAGGAGACCGAGUUCUACCUGGGCAAGCGCUGCGCCUACGUCUACAAGGCCAAGAAGAACACAGUGACUCCUGGCGGCAAGCCCAGCAAGACACGCGUGAUCUGGGGCAAGGUGAUGCGCGCUCACGGGAACAGCGGCAUGAUCCGCGCCAAGUUCAGCAGCAACCUGCCCGCCAAGGCCAUUGGGCACAGGAUCAGAGUGAUGCUGUAUCCAUCACGGGUGUAAUGUGCUGUGGUUGUGUACAUACAAUAAAAGGACUGGUCCAAAUCAA
This is a messenger RNA of Lepisosteus oculatus (spotted gar), 556 nucleotides long. It is a transcript of the gene rpl35a, whose product is annotated as ribosomal protein L35a. Gene Ontology annotation, molecular function: structural constituent of ribosome. Lineage: Eukaryota; Metazoa; Chordata; Actinopteri; Semionotiformes; Lepisosteidae. Gene Ontology annotation, cellular component: ribosome; cytosolic large ribosomal subunit. The record is from RefSeq and is a predicted model, not a curated record. Gene Ontology annotation, biological process: ribosomal large subunit biogenesis; cytoplasmic translation.